Molecule: messenger RNA, 474 nt
Organism: Symbiodinium sp. CCMP2592
Lineage: Eukaryota; Dinophyceae; Suessiales; Symbiodiniaceae
Source: the annotation of a GenBank genome assembly
AUGCCGCAGAAGUGCAGGGCCUUCCUCGAGGAGGAGCUGGAGGACAAUGCCAUGGAGGCCGCGAAGGAGUUCAUCGCCACGAAGUUGCGGGUUGAGAUUGCAGAUUUCCGGUCCAGGAACGUGAAGGUGCGGAUUGUGGAGAGUGGCACAAGUAUUGAUGGUAAUUCUCAAAGCAUCACAGGAAGUGGAAUGUUCAGAGCAUCGGCUUGUGAGCUGGAGCGGUCCGGUGUGAGCCUUCUGGACUUGCCGAAGGCGGCUUCCAGCAGCAGCAGCAGCGACGAUGGAGUCUCCUCUUUGGCGGUAACCAGCGUGAUGCAGGCGUGCGGGUCUGGCCGCUCACUUUCUCGGUCCCGACCCUGCGAGGUUCCGGCUUUGGGAGCUGCCGCCACAAGAGGUCGCGCUCCCGAACCCCACACAUCGACCGUGGCGGGCGCUGCCGGAGUUGCCGGCCCCGCGGCAGGUGCACGGAUGUGA